AUGUCGCGCUACCGUGUACCCCCAGUUCUACGCCCUCGUCUCACCCCCAAAUACGUCGCUUCCUCCAUCGUUGCUAUUUACGUCGUUUAUUGUUGGCUGUGGGGAAUGCCUCUUUUGUCUUCGAACCUCCCUGCUUAUACAGGGCCUCAUUCGGUUGGUACAAUCGACAUCGAGAGCCCCUGCGAUGGCCGUAAGACGAGCGACGUCAAAUUCAAGUCCACAGGAGAGCCUGCGUUCUUACUCGAGACAGUGCUAUUCUCUGUAUACUAUCCGGCCGUGAAGAACGCAAAAUCAAAUAAACCCAAACACCUCUGGGUGCCUAAGCCGCUCGCAGUGACAGCAGAGGGCUAUGCCAAAUUCGCCCACAUCAGCAACUUUCUGACCAACAGUAUCUUCACAGUCGCACUUUGGGGUCUGGCAGGUAGCACUACUAUUCCGGCCAAGGUUGAUGUUCCUCUACGCGAGGUUGCGCCCAGCUUUGAAUUCACCGAACAUGGACAGGGUAAACCUGAGGCUGGCAACGAUGCGUUUCCGGUGAUUGUCUUCUCGCACGGCAUGGCGAGCUCUCGCACAGACUAUACGCACUUCUGUGGCGAGCUUGCAAGUCGAGGAUACGUUGUUGCAGCAAUCGAGCACAGAGACGGCAGUGGACCUGGAAGUAUGAUCAUGAACGUUGACGGUACUGAGAGGCCACUGUAUCACUUCGGCCUAGGCGAUCUGCAACACGACGAGAGCUUCGACACACCUGAACUCAAGCAAGCGCAACUGGACUUCCGUCAAGCAGAAAUUGAGGAGACCAUUCGUGUUUUGAAGGCCAUCAACGAUGGCAGCGGCGCAACUAUUUUCGAGAUGAACCCGCGCACGGAGGGCGAGCAUCUGGCCACUUGGGAAGGGAAACUCGACAUGACCAAUGUGACCAUAUCAGGUCAUAGUUAUGGCGCCACAGGCGCGUUACAGGCUUUGAAGGGCGCACCUUGUCCGGAACGUCCCUUCCACGGUGGCCUGAUCCUCGAUCCCGGCAAGUCAAGUGGCCCGCUGAAUCACGACAUCGAUGUGCCAAUCCUAGUCAUCCACUCUAACUCUUGGUCCAAGAAGCACUCCGUCUUCUUCGGUAGUCCUCACUUCGACGUUGUUAAGGAUCUCGUCGCGGAUGUCAACAAGCGUGGCAAGGCUGCCUGGUUCAUGACUUCGUUGGGCACAUCACAUCCAUCUGUCACGGACGCUCCUCUAAUCGAGCCAACAUUAUUGAGCUGGACUACUGGAUCGACUAUCAAUGUGUACGACGGUGUAGACGUCUACGUCAAUGUCACCGAGGAGUUCAUGAUCUACCAAAAGGCGCACAGGAGGACAGGACUGUUGGCCCUGGAGGUCACGCAUCCUGACUACGACAGCGCUGCCAAUGGCACGCAACAGAUGCCAGAAGCUUACCAGCGAUUCUGGCAAAUUCAUGUUGCACCUGACGCAGCGUAA
Aureobasidium subglaciale EXF-2481 is the source of this 1470-nucleotide messenger RNA. RefSeq lists its product as uncharacterized. The transcript has 2 exons. Gene Ontology annotation, molecular function: 1-alkyl-2-acetylglycerophosphocholine esterase activity. NCBI's taxonomy places the organism in Eukaryota, Fungi, Ascomycota, Dothideomycetes, Dothideales, Saccotheciaceae. The coding region runs from base 1 to 1470 and encodes 489 amino acids. The record is from RefSeq and is a predicted model, not a curated record.